AAAAAAAACAGGAAGCCACGCGUGACGUAAACUCGCUGCGUGACGUAAUACGUAAAUAAGUUGAUCAAGCUUGUACUCGCAAGCUUGUUGUCUUCCUGUCGCUUUAAUUAUCUGUCGCUGGAUGACAGUACAACAUUAACGGUCAAUCUCGCGGAGAUACAGCUGAUUUGACGUUUUAUGCGACAAGCGAGGACAUGCCAUCUGACUUCGUAACGUAACUACAGAGAAAAGCUCGUGUGGACAACAAACCAGGGUGUUUAUCCAACGAGCUAACUGUGAGUUAGCAUCGCUUGACUCCACAUCGUGCGCUCUCCAUGCUCACUCUUUCUUCCAUCUCGUCUCCGGGUGUUGUCGUCGGCCUGUAGCUUCUCUCACCGGGUCCAGUGCUCGGUUGGUCGCCAGGAGAGGAUGAACUGGCUCUUCCCCUUGUCCAAAGGCUCCGGACCUCUCCCUCCUCUCAGCAGCCUACAACAACAAAGACAGCGGCAGGUCGAGUCGCUGAAAGCCGCUCACCCCAGCCUUGCAGAGAUCCAGAAAGAUGUGGAGUACAGAAUACCAUUCACAGUCAACAACUCCACCAUUAGUGUCAACAUUCUGCUACCUCCUCAGUUCCCUCAGGAGAAACCGGUGGUCAGUGUCUAUCCCCCUGUUGGUCAUCAUUUAGUUGACAGUAAUAAUGGCACCAUGAUCAAGAGUCCCCUCAUCACUAAUUUUGGGAUGCACUCAGAUCUGGGUAAGGUGAUUCAGAGUCUGUUGGACGAGUUCUGGAAAAGUCCUCCUGCCUUGAUGUCCACUGGUGCUGGUGGCUUUCCAUACAAUUUGUACAAGCCAUCAAUUCAUCCUUACCCCAAUCAGGCUUUCCACUAUGGUCCUAGACAUGUGGGUCCCAGUCAGGCUCCGGGUGCAGCUCCCAUGCCUCACCCAGGUGGUGAUAGUGCUCAUGGGCCGCCUCGUGCUCCAGCUCCAUAUGGACUGAUUUCUGAUCUGCCACUUCCCGUUCCUACAGGAGACUCACAGGCUGGACUGAACGGACAUAUGUACAAGAUGCCUGAAAUUCCAGAGUCUUUCCCUGAACUCUGUGACAUGAAUCUGACUCAGCUGUCAGACCUAUCUGAAAAUGAAGACCUGCUCCUGGAGUUCUUUGUGAGUUUGCCACAGCUCAAGCAGAUCACAAGCGACAAAGAAGAGCUGGUUACCAGCAUAGUAGGCAUGGCCAAGAAAAACCUUCAGAUGGAGCCACAAUUGGAAGGAAAACGGCAAGAAAUGCUUUACAAGUAUGAACAGCUAACUCAGAUGAAGUCGGACUUUGAGACAAAGAUGCAGAGACAGCAUGAACUCAGUGAGAGUUGCAGUCUUAGUACUUUACAGGCUCGGUUAAAAGUUGCAGCCCACCAGGCUGAGGAGGAGUCAGAGGAGACGGCUGAAAACUUCCUGGAGGGACGCACCGACAUAGAUGAAUUCCUGGCCAGCUUCAUGGAGAAGAGAACGCUUUGCCACAGCAGAAGGGCCAAAGAGGAGAAGUUGCAACAGUCCAUCAACACACAUGGACAGUUUCCUACCAGCCACUAGAGCACAAGGUUUGGUCUCUUCUGCUGCCAACUAAAAGGAUAAAGACACUAGGGAGGAGGAAAGCACACAGAGUCAACAACAGGCACUUUGAAGAAAUAGCAAGAUGUUGAUGAAAAUGUUGGGCUAAAAAAAAAGAAGCUGCCUGUUGAGCUUGUUAGUUAAUGUUUGACUGUGUGAGAGCAGAGAUGGAGAAGCUGUGGAGUCACCACAGGGAGGCCAAGACUGGAAACGUGGUGGACACAUGCCUAGCUGUUCCACCACAUUACUAAGGAUUGAUCACAUUGUGGAUAAUUUGUUAUGACACAUUCUGUCUCUGUUUGUCCAGUUUGACAAAGAGUUUAGUUUCUGUUCAGGAUUCGAGUCACGUUUGGGGCACCUGAUCAGAGUGGUUGAUGAUAUGAACACUUUUGACAGAAAGUAUUUCUUAGGACAGUAUUCUGAGUCUUACAUCUUUCCAUGCAGUGACUGAGUACAUGUCAUUUAUAGAUGAACUGUUGAAACACUGACGUUGUUUCAGUCUCUGAGAUCUUUGUCAAGUCGUUAGGGUUUUUUUUUUUUCUUUUUUUGCAUUUCAAUCUUCUGUUUACACAGGGAAGGUUGUUCCAGCCAUUUUCAUAAAUCGCAUCAUUGGUGUCAUUGUCAAACUUGUUUGUAAUUUAGCAAAACAAAUUUGGGAUUCACCAACGAAAAAGAAGCAGUGUUUUUAACUUGGGCUGUGGACAUUUAGACUGUGCAGUUUCCCUUCGAGGAAUUUCUUGAAAACAUCUUAAACAUCAGUGUGUUUGCACGAACAUAAAUAAUCUGAUUUGACCCGUGUUGAUUAAUCUAUUGUACGUUGUUAGAAAUUAGUUUCAACGUAAAUAACAGAACAAUCAUGUUUUUCUUCAGUUACUGUCAGGACUUAUGGCUUAUUUUAAUUUUAAAUAUGUGCUGAAACAACACAGUGACCAGUUUAACAUUAUAUAAAGUGUAUUUAAAUCAGCUUAAGAGGGGAGUCAGAGUACUGUAAGCCAUAUAAACGGUUAAUAACACUAUUAGCUAAAUUCCACACUUUUGACAAUAAUCAAAUUAUUUUGUAUUUGUAUAACACACUGAUGAUUUUUCACUGAUUAGCAUCAUUAUAUUUUUUUGUCACGCCCUUUGAACUUGAAAUGUUUUUGAAGAGAUUUGGGACAAUGUUGAGGAAUAUUAGGUGAA
Paralichthys olivaceus (Japanese flounder) is the source of this 2766-nucleotide messenger RNA. RefSeq names its product VPS37A subunit of ESCRT-I (gene vps37a). Gene Ontology annotation, biological process: protein targeting to vacuole; ubiquitin-dependent protein catabolic process via the multivesicular body sorting pathway; protein targeting to membrane. NCBI's taxonomy places the organism in Eukaryota, Metazoa, Chordata, Actinopteri, Pleuronectiformes, Paralichthyidae. Gene Ontology annotation, cellular component: ESCRT I complex. The record is from RefSeq and is a predicted model, not a curated record.